AGGUACAAUCAUCAUUGUCAGCCCUAACCAGAUCUACAAAGGUGAGAAAACAGCAUCCACUUCAAAAGUUGGUUGUCUUGUUGAUACAUCAGCAAAAUACACAAAUUCAUUCAGUCAAUAAUGACAAUCAUCCUUAGAUUCAAUCUCUUCCUCUUGUUCUUAUCACACGCAAUCGCUUCUCCAAGAUUCAAUCUUUCUCACUUCAUCUUCCCCAAAAUCAGCGAAGAAUUUCGCCCCCAAUCCUCUCUCUUCUUAAAGGAUGUGUUAGGAGCUGUAUGUAAUAGGGAACAUUGGAAGUUGGAAGAAAUUAAGGUUUCGGAAUUGGAGAUUGGGAAAGUGAAAUAUGGGAGAUUGCAGAGGUAUGAGAUUGAGUUUCUGUUGGCGAACAAGAAGGAUUAUGUGUUUAAUACGUGGGAUAAUGUUCCAAUGUGGAAGAGAUUGAAGGACAGAGAAGAGGAGUUUGAGGUUUCGGCUAAUCGAGUGGCGUCUAGAGCUCUGCUUGGUUCGGUUCGGAUAGAUGGACCUGUUGAGUUGCUUGUUUCCGGAUACGAUGAGAUGUCGUUGGUAAUGCCGUGGAACACGUCGCAUGCUGGUCUGAAGCGGAUACUUGUCGGUGAAGACAUUACAGUAGAGGUGAAGAAUGCACAUGAAGUCUCGCUUUCUCAAACAUCCGUUACCGGACAACAAGCAAAUGUCAUUGCUCAUAGGGAGCAAUGUAACCUAUGGCUCUUUCCAUCUUUGACGUGUGUGCCGUUACUUCCAGUAAGGAUUUCUGGGUCUGCAACUGUAGUCGCCUUCAAGAGUCGAAAUCCCGGAGCAUACAUUUCAUCAAAUAUUCUAUCGCAGAAUGUUAUUGAGUUGCUUCCGGAUAAAUGCUACUCUAGACGUACCCAUAAACCGCAACAGUGUCCGGUCGAAUCCUUGAGGUCGUGGAUAAGACUGGGUGAAAGAGUAUUGAAGACCUUUUUGUUCGACAAAUUUAACGGGGCAAAAGUUAAAGCAAAGAUCGAAGCGUCAACUGCGUUUCGUUUUCAGUUGGAACUAGAAAGGAAUAUUAGGAGUAAUGAUACGCGGUGGGCUACUAUGGCGGAAUGGCGUACAAGGCCUACCGUCGAGCAUGUAUGGUUUGAGGUAGUUGCGAGAAUCGAACGGAAGCGGUUAAAGCCGUUAACUAUUAGGAAGAUAAAACCGUUUGUUGGAGAAGAUUCAUCCGAUUGGAGUAACUUGAUGUCUAAUAUGUCGUUCACUAAAUUGCCGUCGGUCCUUGUAGCUCCUGAGGCUCUUACACUAGAUGGGUAGGAAACUUGUAUGUGUAUUACUCGGAAAGCUCUUGCGCCGAGGAAUAACUUUCGUCAUCAGAUUACUUGUAAAAAUAAAGUUUAUAGUUUGAGAUUUGUAAAUCAAGUUCAAGUACAUUAAUAGAGAUAAAAAAAAAGAAAAAGAAAAUGAAGAUUUGAGUA
Messenger RNA from Helianthus annuus (common sunflower), 1460 nucleotides. RefSeq lists its product as uncharacterized. The coding region runs from base 121 to 1299 and encodes 392 amino acids. NCBI's taxonomy places the organism in Eukaryota, Viridiplantae, Streptophyta, Magnoliopsida, Asterales, Asteraceae. The transcript is spliced from 3 exons. The record is from RefSeq and is a predicted model, not a curated record.